Pelmatolapia mariae (spotted tilapia) is the source of this 2215-nucleotide messenger RNA. RefSeq lists its product as uncharacterized. The transcript is spliced from 4 exons. NCBI's taxonomy places the organism in Eukaryota, Metazoa, Chordata, Actinopteri, Cichliformes, Cichlidae. The record is from RefSeq and is a predicted model, not a curated record. Bases 1008 to 1925 code for a protein of 305 amino acids.
GCAGAGAGAAAGCAGAAGAAAUGAGAGGAUGAGACAAGAUAAUUAUAAAUACAGAGCUCGAGUGCCAUUUUAAAAUGUAAAACUAUAGUUUUUAGAUUUAGAUAAUUGUAUUUAUCCCCACGGGGUAAUUGAGAGUGCAGAGUGGCAUAUACAGUUAAAAAGAAUAAGCGCAAGGCAGAUAAAUAAAUAAAAUAUGUUGGUGAAGUUGCUCCUUCUUUUAUGAAGUGUCUUGCCAGCAGGGGGAACUAGAAGUUGGAAAGUUCUGGUUUAAAAAUGGCUCUUCUCCCCAUCUGACGUGCAUUUUCCAUUCUGUGCUCCUGCUGUGCACACUGUGAGCUGACUGAUAAUCUGCUGUUUGGACAGUGAACAUAAAAAGUCCACAGACUGUUGACCUAAGCGAAUGCUACUCACGCUAACAUCUGCCAACCUUUAGACACCGCAAACAUGAAGAUUCACACCUUGAUUAAUUCAGAGUCAGAGUCAGCUGACUUACAACAUUUAUCCUGCUUCACAGUGAAGUCACUGCUGACUCCUCUCCAGCCAGCUCUUAUGUGAUGGAUUUGGGAAGUAGGGUGGCUCAGAGAGAGAGAGAAAAAAGAGAGAGAGAGCUAGACAAGGAGGGAGGGGGAGAGAGAGACUUUUGCACAGCUUGCCUACCUUGUUACUCCUGUGCCAGCUCCAGCAUGCAUGUCUGCCUAUCUGUUGAUUUGUGACUUUGUGUCUGAAUGCACAUCACACUUUGAUCUCUCAUCUAGCAGCUCAUCGAGAGGACACAGGAUCAAACGUGAAGGAGUACUGUGCUCUGAAUUAAGACUGUGAUUUGUUUUUGGGGGCCGAGUGCAUCUUUUAAUGCUGUGAGCGUUAGAAGGAUGAUUGCAGGAAGGACAAAUACAAGACAGAGAAAUGGACAGGAGGUGUGUCUUAUCAGCUCACUCUUCAACUUUGACAUUGAAAGCUGACCUUUUGCUGCACAGGCCCGCAGAGCCACAGUGUCUGUGUGAGGAAAUAUGGCAACUAGGACGUCUGGAUGGCGUUUGCUCUCUAAGCCAGCCUUCAUUCUGGAGGGAAAGGCCCCACUCGAGCCCACCAGGGGGGAUGGAGGAGGCAGAGAGACCCUCAGCCCUGCUUCUGCUGCACUGCUGACUCAGGCAGAAACUCCUGCACGCUGGCAGAGUGAGAGCCUGCUGGCAGAGUCCUGGUCCACAAUGGGCGAUGUAGAUCCCGAGGACACCAAGAGCCUCGACAGCAGUGACGGGGCACUUCUGACAGGGGAGGAGAACCACUCCUCCAACUCUGACAUGGUCCACCUGGAGCGGGACGAGGCUGAGAUGCUUGAGGAGGCAGAGAAGAAAGGGAAGCGAGCGGAGGAAGAGGAGGAAGAAGAUGAGGAGAUGCAAACAAGUAUGUUAAGUGUGUUGGGUGGGGAAAGGGAGCUGGUGGCACUCAGGGAGGAGGAGCAGGACCUCCAGGCCCCAGAAACUCAGGAGCUCCUGGUGUCAGCAGAGGAGCCUCAUGUGGAGCGUGAGCCAGGAGAGUUCAGGCACGUGGUUCCCCCGAUGGCCCUGCCUCCUCUGCCUAUUGUUAAACUCGACCCCCCCUCCACAACAUCCACCCCAGUCCCUUCAACCACAACAUCUGAAGUAGAGGAGCUGUAUUCCAUUCAGGGCCUCCACCCUCCUUCUAUUCUAGCACCGAUUGCACCGGAGCCUCCAGCAGCAAGUGUCGAGCAACAACAGUUUUCACAGAUCCCCCUCACAGACGUGGAUAAACAUUCAGUUAAGGAGCCUGCAGAGAAGCUGCAGCCACGGCCAACUGCUCCCAAGACCAAACCUCUGAGCUCCACCGAGCUGCUUUAUGGAGGCGCUGCAUUAGUAGCAAUUGUGGGAGUGGUGGCAUAUAGUGCAGUGGUGUACUGCAGAAAGUAAAAAAACCUCUCUCUGAAUCCCCCAAACCACCUUUCAGCACAUUUUUUCUCUUGUUUUUAAAUCUAUUCCAAACUAAAUAUUCCACCACAUCACUAUCCAAAUAAUGGAUUUUACUCUCUAAUGCUGUUUGCUAAUUAGACACACUGAUUUGAUGUUUUUUAAUUCGUUUUGUGCUACCUCAGCUCACAGCAGAGCUUGUGGCCUUUGUUUUUCUGUUUGAUCUCUGAGGAAAUGUAUCCAAUAAAAUGUAACCUGAAAUACACAAAUCACUUUAAGUGCAAUUUUAAACU